Molecule: messenger RNA, 2879 nt
Organism: Nothobranchius furzeri (turquoise killifish)
Lineage: Eukaryota; Metazoa; Chordata; Actinopteri; Cyprinodontiformes; Nothobranchiidae
Gene: prdm1c
Product: PR domain containing 1c, with ZNF domain
Biological process (GO): cell fate commitment; regulation of transcription by RNA polymerase II
Cellular component (GO): cytoplasm; nucleus
Molecular function (GO): RNA polymerase II cis-regulatory region sequence-specific DNA binding; DNA-binding transcription repressor activity, RNA polymerase II-specific; protein binding
Source: RefSeq, a predicted model, not a curated record
UCUCUCUCUGAGACACACACCUUCCCUCCUCCACACUCUGUUACGCAGUCGGUCACACUUAGGUACGUUCAGGCUGGGUGAGCCACAGAAGAGGAAAGACGCUCAGCAGUGGAUCAGACGAACUCCAGCUCAAGUUGGGCACAGACAGUCAAACUUGCCUUAUGUGUGGCUCCUCUCAAGGCUUUACAGCCUCCUCCCCUGAAUGCACCACAGUCAUGUUAACCUCAGAGAAAUCUCCACAAAGCAUCGGAGCCACCACAGCAGAGAUGCCAGGUCCGCAGGAUGUAGAUAUGAAAUCGUGGAGCGAGACGGACUUUGAGGAGAAGUGCACUUACAUUGUGAAGGAUCAACCUCUAGAAGAAGAGUCCAAAAGUCACAAUGGCAAGGUUCGAGCUGAGAGGUCCUUACCCAGAAACCUUGCCCUGAAACGGAGCAACAACUCAACAGAGGUGCUCGGGGUGACGAGCAAAGAGCUGAUUCCCAAAGGGACGCGAUUCGGCCCUUUCGUCGGGGAAAGCUACACCAACGAAACCCUGCCGAAAAAUGCUGACCGAAGAUAUUUUUGGAGGGUGUUCUUUGACGGGCAGUUACACCACAUCCUGGAUGGUCUGAACGAGGAGAAGAGCAACUGGAUGCGCUUCGUCAACCCAGCUCGUUCGGUGGAAGAGCAGAACCUGGUUGCCUGCCAGAGUGGAUUGGAUGUCUACUUCUACACUAUCAAACCCCUUCAUCCAGGCCAGGAGCUUCUGGUGUGGUACUGCCCAGAAUUCGCCCAGCGCUGCAAGUACCCUCCUCUGGGCCAGCUGGUUGUUGAUAAAAAGGAACUGUGUCAGACUUACGAGAAAACCAAAGAGAAACGAGGCCACAGUGUUUUAGAGAUCCUCCGAGAGGAACCCUCCAAAUCUAAAUGCCCAAGACGCCUGGACAGUCCUUUGUCUCAGGCCAGUGUCUCCGCUGUUUUCCCCUUAUGUCCCAGUGUCAUCUACCCAAUACAGGCCAACUCUGAUUCUAUCCAUGGCCACAGAUAUUCCUCUUUAACCUCUAUGCCCUCAAGCAGCCCUGUGGCUACCAAAAGCCCAGCACUAAAUGGUGUCCACCUCAACUAUCACCUCAGUCAAGACCCGAUCCAAGCCAAACCUUUCCAAGAAACCUCUGUCCUUGAUCCUGUGUCUGCUCUUAGGCAUCCUUAUCUGCUGCCUCACUACUCACUUGGCCUUUUGCCACAUUCACACCCGUUCUACAGCGAUCAAAUCAAACCACACUUGGCCAUGUCAUCUAAUUUCAUGCCUUUUGAUAACUACUCACACCUCCCACAUCUUUUGGUAGGUGGAUGCAAAGACUUGGUGCUUACACCAUCAAUUUCUAAACAAGAGCUCAUGAUUUCAUCAACCAGUGAGCACAAAGACAACAGUGACCUCUACUCCCAAAAGACAAGCUACCUCAAAAAUCCCUCAAAGGACUUCAGAGAUUUCAAACACUCUGCUUGCACAGACCUCGCUAUAUCUGCUAGAGCCAGCUCUUCCCCCAUUGACAGUAAAAUCCUCAGAGUACCCUCAUCCACACCUAGGGAAUGCUCGCCACCUCUUGGCAUGGCCGCCUCUUUCAACUGCCUUUCUUCCAAAUCUACCUCUGCCUCUCAAGGCUAUACUGAAGGUGCACUGGGCCUCAGGAGUACAAAGAGAGGAGGACAGACCCUUGGCUACAAGACCCUAUCGUACCCUCUUACCAGGCAGAAUGGAAAGAUCCGGUAUGAGUGCAAUAUUUGUGGAAAGGUCUUUGGGCAGCUGUCCAAUCUCAAGGUCCAUCUGCGAGUGCACAGCGGUGAACGUCCCUUCAGGUGUCAGACCUGCAACAAGAACUUCACUCAGCUGGCACAUCUGCAAAAACACUACCUCGUUCACACGGGGGAAAAGCCCCAUGAGUGCAAGGUGUGCCAUAAGCGGUUUAGCAGCACCAGCAACUUGAAGACCCACCAGCGGCUGCACUCAGGUGAGAGGCCUUACCAAUGCAAGCUCUGCCCAGCCCGAUUUACUCAGUUCAUUCACCUCAAGCUCCACAAACGCCUGCACACAGGCGAGCGACCCCACCACUGUCCUCACUGCCCCUGUGCCUAUCUCCACUACUGCAGUCUGCAGGUACACCUCCAAGGAUUCUGCCCUCUUUCCCCCUCAGCAACCCAGAGGCUCUCUCCAGAGGAGCUGCAUCGGAUCAACUCUGAGAUAGAGCAGUUUGACUUGAGUGAGGCCGCAGAGCAGCUUGAAGCCAUGGCUACAGAGGUUAAGAUGGAAAAGGGGGAUGUCAAUGUUCUGAUGCAAAAGAUAGAGACUUGUGUCUCAUACCUGCAGGACUUUGCCAGAGGAAACACUGAGCUGAGCAUCAGAUCAGCAAAGGACUGUGCUGACGCGCAGCUGCACCGUGACUGUUCACUGCAUCUGCAACCAGCAAGCAUCAAGCUGGAGUCGGGCUGCAUUUCAGAGACUUAAGACUGACCUGCUAAUCCAACCAAAUAAUCCUCAGACGCCAACCCAGCAUCUGUCUGUCACUGUCCUAUUUGAAGUAAAGCCUUAUCUGAAUCAUGGACUUCCUGUAACUCUACAGGGAGUUUAGCUUACGAAGAGUCAAGACUUUGACAGCACUGCCUGGGAAAAGUGACUAAUUUUAAUUUAUUCAUUUGCUAAUUUGAAUCUUGACAUGUAUAAAAAUACAGAAUUGUUAUAUUUUCUUCUAUUUGUUUUGUACCUCUAGAACAUCUCAAUGUAACUACAGAGUCAGCGAAUAUGCGUAACAAUGUAACAUGGAUUUGUAGUUUCACUGUGUGAGACCGAGGGCUCUCGUUUGUGCCCGUAUUUAUAUCGACUAAUUAAAAGUGACGAUGACUG